ACAACGUCACGGAACCCAGCCCUACCCACCCGCGCACCAUUGGCUCCCGUGGCCGCUGACGCGUCGCGCUUCCUCGUCUGGCCCGCGUGUUCGGGAACGCUCGUUCUCCGCCCCGCCCCCCGUCGACUAAGAAGAGGCCAUGGCGGCGAUGGCAUCUCUCGGCGCCCUGGCGCUCCUCCUGCUGUCCGGCCUGUCCUGCUGCUCAGCAGAGGCCUGCGUGGAGCCGCAGAUCACCCCCUCCUAUUACACCACCUCCGACGCCGUCAUUGCCACGGAGACCGUCUUCAUCGUGGAGAUCUCCCUCGCGUGCAAGAACAGGGUCCAGAACAUGGCUCUCUACGCUGAUGUCAGUGGGAAGCAGUUCCCCGUCACCCGCGGCCAGGACGUGGGGCGUUACCAGGUGUCCUGGAGCCUGGAUCACAAGAGUGCUCACGCGGGUACCUACGAAGUCAGAUUCUUUGAUGAGGAGUCCUACAGCCUCCUGAGAAAGGCUCAGAGAAACAACGAAGACGUGUCUGUCAUCUCGCCUCUGUUCACAGUCCAUGUGGACCACAGGGGCACUUGGAACGGGCCCUGGGUCUCCACUGAGGUGCUGGCUGCGGGCAUCGGCCUUGUGCUCUACUACCUGGCCUUCAGCGCCAAGACCCACAUCCAGGCGUGAAGGCAGCGGUGUCCUUGAGCAAUA
Molecule: messenger RNA, 685 nt
Organism: Ochotona princeps (American pika)
Lineage: Eukaryota; Metazoa; Chordata; Mammalia; Lagomorpha; Ochotonidae
Gene: SSR4
Product: signal sequence receptor subunit 4
Exons: 6
Coding region: 140-661 (173 amino acids)
Cellular component (GO): membrane; endomembrane system; endoplasmic reticulum
Source: RefSeq, a predicted model, not a curated record